AUGAAAUAUUUUAGAUUUAUUUUACGUUUCUCUAUUACGUUUAUUACCUUAGUUAUCACAAAGUCAUACCAAUAUAAUUUUUCAAGUCUCUCACCAGACUGUUCUACAGCCGUUCAAAAUUUUCUCAACUCAUCAGAUUUCAAUUCAUGUUUUCCCUACAACCAACUCAGUAAUCAAAUUGAUUAUUUUGCAAACAUUCAAGAUUUAUCAGGAAUUGAAAGUAAAAUAAUAGGUGUAGAAGAUUCAAUAUGUAAACUUCCAAAAUGUUCUGACUCUGUAAUAUCAAAUUUCAAUUCCACUUUUCAUUCGAAAUGCUCAACUGAUAUCGCUGCUAAAAGAACCGAUGCUUUAUCAAUAUCCGCACUGAUUUAUGAAUAUUCACCGCUUAGGGAUUCACUUUGCUUUAAGAAUUCUACUGGUGGAUAUUGUCUUAUUGAAACUUUUGAAAAUUUUUUAAAAGACGGCGGAAAUUAUGCAAAUUUGUCUUCGCAAGUGUUAUGUACAACCUGCAACAAGGCAAUUAUCAAUACUUGGGUGAAUUAUAUUAAAUCACACCCUCCUCCACCUGAACUUAGCACUGAAUUUGAUGUCGGAUUUACUUACGUAAACUCUGAGGUCAACAAAACAUAUGGAAAAGUUCCUAUUUCAGCAAAUAGUCAAUCUAGUAAUGGUCUAACCAUUUUCGAUAUAAAUUUUGCAAUGUUGACUGCGUCUAUCUUAAUGUCAUUCAUUUUUUACUUCUAG
Cetraspora pellucida is the source of this 744-nucleotide messenger RNA. NCBI's taxonomy places the organism in Eukaryota, Fungi, Glomeromycota, Glomeromycetes, Diversisporales, Gigasporaceae. The record is from the annotation of a GenBank genome assembly.